Messenger RNA from Phascolarctos cinereus (koala), 3304 nucleotides. RefSeq names its product semaphorin 3G (gene SEMA3G). The record is from RefSeq and is a predicted model, not a curated record. Gene Ontology annotation, biological process: axon guidance; positive regulation of cell migration; neural crest cell migration. Gene Ontology annotation, molecular function: semaphorin receptor binding; chemorepellent activity. Lineage: Eukaryota; Metazoa; Chordata; Mammalia; Diprotodontia; Phascolarctidae. Gene Ontology annotation, cellular component: plasma membrane.
UUUAUAAAGGGGCUGAUGUUGCUUGCCAACGCAGCUCCUCCCAAGCUGAAAGCCGAGACUCCGUGCCUGGGAGGAAGACUGCAGACUCAGACCUCCAAGCAAGCUCAGAUCAGUUCAGCCGCCCGGGCUUCCCGCGGUUGGGCAGGAUUCGAGGCAGGGAGCCGGGCAGCAUCGGGACAGACAGCUCCUCAGGGCAGGAUGGGCCUCCCAGCGCUGGCUGCCCACUGGCUGCUGGGGAGUCUGCUGGUCACCCUGGGAGCCGGCAAGAGCAGAAUGCCCCGGUUACAGCUUUCCUACAGAGAUCUUCUGGCCACUAACCGCUCUACCCUCUUCCUGGGCCCUCGGGGUAAAUUGGAUCUAAGGGCUCUAUACCUAGAUGAGUAUCGGGACCGGCUCUUUCUGGGUGGACGGGACACCCUCUACUCCCUGCGAUUGGACCACGCAGGGCCUGACCCCAAGGAGAUCUUGUGGCCUCCUCAACCUGGCCAGAAGGAAGAAUGCAUCCUGAAAGGCAGAGAUCCCUUGACUGAAUGUGCCAACUACGUUCGAGUGCUACACCCCUACAACAGAACCCAUCUGCUGGCCUGUGGCACCGGAGCCUUCCAGCCUAUGUGUGCCCUCAUCACUGUGGGCCAUCGGGGGGAGCACGUGUUCAACCUGGACCGGGCCAGCGUGGAAGGUGGACGGGGACGCUGCCCACAUGAGCCUGACAGACCUUUUUCCAGCACCUUUGUCGGUGGAGAGCUGUACACAGGCCUCACUGCUGACUUCCUGGGCCGAGAAGCUGUAAUCUUCCGUAGUGGUGGUGCCCGGCCUGCCCUUCGCUCGGACACUGACCAGAGCCUCCUUCAUGACCCCAGGUUUGUGGGCGCUGCCCUUAUCCCUGACAACACUGACCGGGACAAUGACAAGGUCUACUUUUUCUUCUCGGAGGCAGUUACCCUGCCCGAUGGGGGCUCUGGCCGGGCUACUGUCAGCCGCGUGGGCCGCAUCUGCGUGAAUGAUGCUGGGGGCCAGAGGGUACUGGUGAACAAAUGGAGCACAUUUCUGAAGGCCAGGCUCAUCUGUUCUGUGCCUACCCCUGGCGGUGCUGACACCUACUUUGACCAACUGGAGGAUGUGUUCUUGCUGUUGCCCAAGGACGGGAAGAGUCCAGAGGUCUACGCGUUAUUCAGCACGCUCAGUGCUGUAUUCCAGGGCUUUGCCGUCUGUGUGUACCGCAUGGCUGACAUCUGGGAGGUUUUCAAUGGACCCUUUGCCCACAGGGAUGGUCCCCAGCACCAAUGGGGACCCUAUGGGGGCAAGGUGCCCUUCCCUCGGCCAGGGGUGUGCCCCAGUAAGACCACAACCCAGCCUGGCCGGCCCUUUGGCAGCACCAAGGACUACCCAGAUGAUGUACUGCAGUUCACCCGGGCCCACCCACUCAUGUUCCAAUCUGUGCUGCCCCGGCAUGGUCGUCCCAUCCUCAUCAAGACUCACCUGCCCUAUCGACUUCUCCAGAUUGUGGUAGACCAAGUAGAGGCUGAGGAUGGGGCCUAUGAUGUCAUCUUCCUGGGCACAGAUGUGGGCUCUGUACUCAAGGUCAUAGCUUUCCAGACCGGAAAAUCUGCGGAGCCUGAGGAGGCAAUCCUGGAAGAGCUGCAGGUGUUUAAGGUGCCCACACCCAUCAUCGAGAUGGAGAUCUCUGUCAAACGGCAAAAGCUGUAUGUGGGCUCCCCACUGGGCGUGGCCCAGCUUCUGCUGCAUCAGUGUGAGACAUAUGGUGAUGCCUGUGCAGAGUGCUGCCUGGCCCGGGAUCCCUACUGUGCUUGGGAUGGCAAUACUUGCACUCGAUACCAGCCCAGUUCUAAUAAACGGCGAUUCCGAAGGCAAGACGUCCGACACGGCAACCCAGUAUUGCAAUGCCUGGGCCAGAGCCACAGUGGGGAUGUCAUGGGGAGUAUGGAAGCCACUGUGGUGUAUGGCACAGAACACAACAGCACCUUCUUGGAAUGCCGGCCCAAGUCACCCCAGGCCACUGUGCACUGGUUUGUGCAGAGACCCAAGGACGAACAGAAUGACCAGGUGAAGACAGAUGAACGUAUCCUACAAACAGAGCACGGGCUGCUAUUCCGGAGGCUUAAUCGCCUUGAUGUGGGCACUUACUCAUGUAAGACUCUGGAACACGGGUUCGUCCAGACAGUGGCCAGGCUGGCACUGGAGGUGAUAGCAGCUGAACAGCUGGAGGGCCUGUUCCCCCGGGAGCAUGGGGAAGAGGAAUCUACUCCCAGGAAUUCGGCUUCAGUCCCAUCCCGUGCGUGGUACAAAGACAUCCUCCAGCUCAUUGGCUAUGCAAAUCUGCCCCGCGUAGAGGAGUACUGUGAGCGUGUAUGGUGCAGUGACCGUUACCGACGCAAGGGGAAACACAGCAAGGGCAAGAGCUGGCAGGGGACCGAGCUGGGAAAGAAGGCGAAGAGCCGAGCCCAGGGGGAACGCAAUCGGACUCCCCGCGAAGUGGAAGCUACCUAGGAGAGGAGGAGAUAGCUGGGAUGGGGAGCAGCACUGCCCAGCUCCCCUAGAGGGAAUCCUCCCGGGCUGCCCUGCUUUCUGCUUCCCCAACACGUAUAGCUGGGGCGGGGAUGUCCAGAGCACAGACUGACCACAUAGUCUAGCACCCCAUCUUUCACAGGGAAAUAAAUCUCUGGCCUCCCAGUGCCUAGUAGGCAGGAAUCCAGGGCUUGAGUUCUGGAGAUCCCCAGGCUUCUAAUGAGGAUGGGAGGCCCCUUCCCUUAACCCUCUGUGCCACAGCCCGCACCCCUUCCUGCCAGUGUCGCCAGGGACCACCAAGCCCCAAGAGGCCUGCUCAUAUUCCACUGCCUUUGUUCUCCUUGGGAGGUGGGGCCUGGUUUUCCAAACACAUUUCCAGCUGUGCCCAAAGAUGAGGGCGGUUUUGUUUUUCUUUCUCAGCCUGUAAAACAAUACUCAUUCUGAACAACUGUUAGGGUACCUGGGCCAGAGGAACCAGUCUCAUGUUGAGGUGGUGGCAGGUGGGACAAAAGACACUGAGACUCUCCCAGGGUUCAAGGUCUGGGGGAAGAGGACAAAAUCAAAGACAGCAAGGAGGUCCAUGGCCAAAUGUUUCCAUACUUGUUUAAUAUAGGAAAACUCAUAGCAAUGAGUUUCCAUUAAUGGAAUCAAAUCUUCCUCGAGGUGGGUGGUGGGACAGUAGAGACUAGCCUGGAAGAUGGGGACGGGGGGAGGGGGAGUAGAGAAAUUUGUUUUGACUCAAUACCAGACAUAUCAUAGAUUUAGAGCUGAAAGGGAC